This is a messenger RNA of Carassius carassius (crucian carp), 4529 nucleotides long. Its product is annotated as macrophage mannose receptor 1-like. The coding region runs from base 56 to 4420 and encodes 1454 amino acids. The record is from RefSeq and is a predicted model, not a curated record. The transcript is spliced from 31 exons. Gene Ontology annotation, molecular function: signaling receptor activity. Lineage: Eukaryota; Metazoa; Chordata; Actinopteri; Cypriniformes; Cyprinidae.
CAUAAGCAAAAGUGAGACUGCAGAAUCUCAGCCAACGACAGAGGAUGCCCCUGGAAUGAACCUAGUAACAGCGCAAAAUAUAUUUUGGAUCAAGAUGAAAAUAAUAGUAACAGUAGUUAUAUUACUCAUAUUACAUCUAUCAAACUGCUUUGCACAGUCAGGAGGAAGCUUUCUAAUAUAUAAUGUGGAUUAUAACAAAUGCAUGUCCAGCUCCCUGGACAAGCUUUCCACCUGUGACCCACACAGUAAUCCACAACAGUUUCGCUGGGCUUCAAAAAAUCACAUUUUGAACACAUUCACAAAGAAAUGCCUUGGAGUAGGAAGUAAAACAGAGGGCAAAAAACUGCAGUGGCUGAUUUGUAAAGAUGACAAUGAUCUGCAGAAGUGGGAAUGCCACAGUGAUACAUUGCUUGGCCUGAAGAACGAGUCUCUGUAUCUGGCUGUUAAUGAUAACGGUGUGCCAGUGAUCUCAAAAGACACUGGAACGAAGAGCAGAUGGACAAUUCAAGGAACACUAAACAAUAUUUGCUCUAAGACUUAUGAAGAAUUGUAUACCAUUGAUGGAAAUGCAUUUGGUCGCCCAUGUCAGUUUCCUUUUCUUUAUGAGAAAAAAUGGUAUGCAGAUUGUACCAAAACUGAUGAACACAAUCAACGUCUAUGGUGUUCUGUUGAGACAGACUACAGUGUUAAUCAGCUGUGGGGCUACUGCCCAACACGUGACAAUGCAUUCUGGGUCAAACAUCCUCUGACAAACGUCUAUUACCAAGUGAAUAGUGGGUCAGCCCUGACAUGGUACCAGGCUAGAAAGAGCUGCCAGCAGCAAGGAGCAGAGCUGCUGAGUGUCUCUGAACCUAACGAACACACCUUUGUAGCAGGAAUUGUUCAGAGUACUCCAAAUGCACUAUGGACGGGACUGAAUAAAUUAGAUGUAACCAGUGGAUGGCAAUGGAGCAAUGCCCAGCCAUUACGUUAUCUGAAAUGGCUCAGUGGAUACCCAACCACACAACCAGGCUACAGUUGUGGAGUCCUGAAAAAUGAUUUUGGUUCUGAAUGGUCAAAUGAACCUUGUUCUGAAAAACAUGGAUAUGUCUGCCAAAGAGGCCAUUCUGUUCCUAUUGUUCCACCAGUGGUGAACACUGGCUUUUGCCAUAGCCCCUGGAUUCCAUAUUCAAGCAACUGUUAUCUCCUUCAUCGCACCAAGAAAACAUGGCUGGAGGCACGAGACUCCUGUCUGCGGGAAGGAGGAGACCUGCUGAGUAUUCUCAGCAAAGAAGAGCAAAGCUUUGUCAUCACACAGCUUGGAUACUCGAAAACAGACGAGCUUUGGAUUGGUUUCAAUGACCGUAAAACACAGAUGCUGUUUGAGUGGAGUGACCAAUCUAGCGUUCCCUUUGCCUCAUGGGAGGUGAGUGAGCCGAGUCACAGUGCUGUCCGUGCAGAGGACUGCGUGUUAAUGAGUGGAGAGGAGGGAAAGUGGGCUGAUGAUAUUUGUGAAAAUAAGUAUGGAUUCAUCUGUAAGAAGAAGUCCAGCUCCAGAGCCUCGAAUAAUGAUACAGUUGUCACAAGCCCCGGAUGCAAAACAGGUUGGACCAGGUAUGGGUACUACUGCUACAUGGCAGGACCUGAGUCCAAGACCUUUGAAGAAGCAAAACAGAUGUGUGAGAAAGAUGAUUCUCAACUGGUUGAUAUUUCAUCCAGAGUAGAAAAUGCAUUCCUCGUUAGUGUAGUUGGAGCACGACCAGAGAAGUAUUUCUGGAUUGGGUUGUCUAAUCAGAAGGAUCUGCACACUUUUGAAUGGACCAACACUAAGAAAGUCUCAUUUACUAAUUUCAACGCUGGGAUGCCAGGAAGAAAACAAGGCUGUGUUGCCAUGACGACUGGAAUUGUUGCUGGGCUUUGGGAUGUGAUCAGCUGCUCAAAUAAGGCAAAAUACAUCUGCAAGCAGAAAGCUGAUGGACUAAUAACAACUCCAGCCCCACCAACCACACCUGCUAUAAGCUGUCCCGAAGAAUGGAUGCCACUUGUGUAUAGAGAUUUUUGUGUCAAGCAUUUUAAUGUACCUAUGAGCCAAAUGAAGACUUGGGAUGAAGCUCUUGACUUCUGCCAAGAGCUUGGUGGUGAUCUCCUGAGCAUCCAGCAUGAGGCUGAUAUUCCUUGGAAACAAGCAGGAGUGUAUCCAGCAUGGAUUGGUUACAGAAUGUACGAUCCCUCUGUGGGUUUUGUGUGGAGUGAUGGUUCUUCGUCAUCCUAUCAAAGCUGGGCUAGUGAUGAACCAAACAAUCUGAACAACAUUGAAAACUGUGUUGAAAUGAGAAUUUCAAUCUGGGACAGUGAUGGAACGUGGAAUGAUGUGAACUGUCAAGACAGAAAGGACUGGUAUUGUCAAAUCCGAAAAGGAAAGAUACCAAAGGAAGUAAAUAUUACAGGUCCAGUUUAUAAUGAAACAGAGGAUGGCUGGAUACUAUUCCGAGGUAGCCAGUACUAUGUGUCCCAGUACUCAUCACUUUCUAUGCACGAUGCUCGGACAUUCUGUAGGAAAUCACAUAGCGAUCUUGUGGUUAUCAAUGAUGAGGCUGAGCGGGUGUUCAUUUGGCAUCAGGCUAAGAAUUCGCACAAUGAAUUUAUCAUUGGUUUGACAGUUGAUCUGGAUGGAACUUACCAGUGGAUGGAUGGGUCCCCUGUAGUAUUUCAAGCUUGGGAAGAAAAUCAGCCUGCUUUUAAAAACAGUGAGGAAAGAUGUGUGAAGAUGACCACAUCUCAAGGACUCUGGGAAACUAUUAACUGUGGAGAUGAAUAUAAUUUUUUUUGUAAGCGAAGUGGGUCACCUACAGUAAACACCACAGUGGCCCCUACACAACAGCCUAAAGGAGGCUGUGCUCCUGAGUGGAAACACUUCAAAGGAAAAUGCUACAACGUGAAGGAAGAAUUGAAAACAUGGACAGAAGCGAGAGGAUACUGCAGAGAGCUUGGUGGAGAUCUGGCAUCUAUUCUGAAUAAACAACAACAAGCCUUUGUAAGCACAAUAAUUAGAGAGAAAACCACAGACUUAUGGAUUGGAUUCAGCAAUUUGGCAAACGGGAGGUUCAAGUGGACAGAUGGGAGUAAAGUUCAAUUCACCGAGUGGGCCAAUGGAAAAAUUCAACCCCAUCCCUAUGUAUGGACAUUUAUAAGUUGGCAUUCAUACCAUUGGACAAAAUAUCACCAUUCAGAUGAACAGGAAUGUGUUUUUAUGGGCAAGAGUUCAAGCUCUGAAUUUGGCAAGUGGGUGGCAACUGACUGUAAUUCUACUUACGGUUUUAUCUGCAGUCGUGAUGUUGAUCCUGGUAUUGCCCCAGUGCCGACUGAAAUUCCUAAAACCUUUGUCAAGCUUGGAAAUUCAUCUUUCAAAGUGAUUCAAGAGAACCUAACGUGGAGUGAUGCAAACCGUCGCUGUGAGGCAGAGGGGGCUCAUCUGGCCAGCAUUCGGGAUUUGAUAAAACAAGCUUACCUCGAGUUGCAGGUCUAUAGGGCCAAACAGCCCAUGUGGAUCGGUCUCAGCAGUGUACAGACAAAAGGAUAUUUUAUAUGGGCAAAUAACUGGCCCAUGAAUAUGGAGAAAUGGGCAUCUUCUGAACCACGGCCCAACCGUCCUUGUGCAUACAUGGACACAGACGGAGGAUGGAAAACAACUCUCUGCAAUCAAACCUACUACAGUGUCUGUGAGCAAACAACAGAUAUUCUCCCGACUGUUCCACCACAGCAUCCUGGGCACUGCCCACAAGAAGAUGAUGACAGUCCAGUAAGGUGGAUACCUUACAAAGACAGUUGCUAUGCUUUUGUGAUGGAACUGAAAUCGUGGAGCAGAGCAUCUAGACUCUGUAUGACAUGGGGAGCAUCUCUUGUCAGCAUUAGGGAUGAAGAGGAACAGAAGUUUAUAGAGAACAACGUCAUGCUCAUGGACAGUUUCAAAAGCUUUUGGAUUGGACUUUUCCAGAACCAGAAAGGACACUGGUUAUGGUCAGACAAUACUGUGGUGGAUUACACUAACUGGGCAACUGUGAAUGAUUAUGAUGAAGACCAUGGAUUUCAUAAUUGGAAUUUUGACUGCGCAUUACUCUCUUCCAAAACAAAAAAAUGGAGACAACAACAUUGUGAUUACCUUACCUUAUCAUUUAUCUGCAAAACUGCCAAAGUUAUAAGUACAACCACUAAGUCCCCAGAAGAAGGUCCUGAGCCUCACAAGGUCAAUAAGGGUUUGGCUGUGUUCUUCACUAUUGCAGUGGUCAGCAUAUUGGGAGCUCUAGCUUUCAUGUACUACAGAAGUUCAAAAAGACAGUUAUUGCCUACAUUUGAAAAUCCCAUGUAUAAUAACAGAGAUGCUGCUUAUUCAGAUAGUAAAGAUGAUAAAACAUUGAUUGCCAACAUUGAGAUCGCUGAAUAGAACCCUGUUUUAUAAUGUCCCAUUACUUGUAGGCUAUGCAAGAGACGGUUAGCCAAUUAUUAUCAUGAAAUAGAAAAAAAAUAAAUAAACAAUGACAGGGCUCAUCAGA